Elgaria multicarinata webbii is the source of this 1005-nucleotide messenger RNA. Its product is annotated as proto-oncogene Mas-like. The transcript has 3 exons. The coding region runs from base 1 to 1005 and encodes 334 amino acids. Gene Ontology annotation, cellular component: membrane. NCBI's taxonomy places the organism in Eukaryota, Metazoa, Chordata, Lepidosauria, Squamata, Anguidae. Gene Ontology annotation, molecular function: G protein-coupled receptor activity. The record is from RefSeq and is a predicted model, not a curated record. Gene Ontology annotation, biological process: G protein-coupled receptor signaling pathway.
AUGUCAUGGGGCCCGUUUAGACUGAGGGCAACGAUCCUGGAAGCAGGAGAAGUGUAUAUACAAGAAGAGAAGAGAAGAAGCACAAAAGCAGAGGAUGAGCAUCAUAUCAAACCCAAGCCUGGCAUCACUGUCUUCUCUGGAUGCUGGACCAAUUAUUCUUUACUCAUUACCAACAUUUUUAUUUUUGUUGUCUCCUGCUUUGGAAUUGUGGUGAAUGCGAUUGUCAUCUGGGGUCUCGGCUUCAGCGCUAGGGUGUAUCCUUUCACCAUCUACAUCCUGAAUUUGGCAAUCGCUGAUGUUGGGCUCCUCAUAUCCAGAGUCAUAUCCUUCUUUUUCCUAAUUGUCACAAAAGAAGCAAUUGCUCUUGGAAGUGCCCACUUUCAGUUCUUCCUAUUCAUGUGCAUCGUUGGCCAGAGCCUACUGACGGCCAUCAGCAUUGACCGAUGCUUGACGCUCUUUUUCCCAAUUUGGCAGCGAUACCGGCAGCCGGCCCACUUGUCGGUCAUUGUGUGCGUGGUCAUAUGGAUCCUCUCCUUUCUGUUCUCUGCUCUUCACUUGAUCCGCUUCAGUUCUGGGGAGACUGAAAAUACUGGCAUAGUGUUGUACCCAUUGAAGAUGACUACUCUAAUUUGCCUUCCACUCAUGACUAUCUGCACUGCAAUCCUGGUGAUCAAAGUCUGCUUUAAGACACAGCCAUCUCAACGGCUUGCGCUUUUAACAGCGAUGACAAUUACUCUCCUGUUCUCUCUUCUCUUUGUUUUUCCUUUGAAUGUCAUUUGCAUGAUCAGAAUAGUUGAGUAUUUGCCUCCCUAUGUGCUGGAACUGGGCUGCUUAGGUGCUUGUCUAAACAGCAGUGUUAACCCACUCAUUUAUUUCCUGGUUGGGAGAAGGAAGAGAGGUCGCUCUAGGGAGAGGAUGGACGUAACACUCCAGAGCGUUUUCAAGGAGGGUGAAGACUAUAGGGAAGAAAUGGAACUAGAACCCCCAGUUCAAAACCAGUUAUAA